Messenger RNA from Octopus bimaculoides (California two-spot octopus), 3855 nucleotides. RefSeq names its product serine/threonine-protein kinase 10. Lineage: Eukaryota; Metazoa; Mollusca; Cephalopoda; Octopoda; Octopodidae. Gene Ontology annotation, biological process: protein phosphorylation. The record is from RefSeq and is a predicted model, not a curated record. Gene Ontology annotation, molecular function: protein serine/threonine kinase activity; ATP binding.
UAUAUGUUGACAUGCGCCGUAAACGGGAAGAUGAUGCGGGAUAGUCAAACAACAAAAUGGCUGCCAAAACUACAUUGAGAAUGGUGAUCGGAGAUUAUCGGUGCGGCUGGCCGAGUGAUACACAACGGAGAGCUUCAUGAGAACCGAAUAUAUUACACUCCAUUAUUUCCUCUAUCCAUUACACACAACAUGACUACAAGAAAUCGUCUCUGAUAAUUUAUUUACAUUUUUUUUUAAAAUCCGGAUUAUAUUUUCAUUUGAAGCAACGAAAGGGUAUUUUCUAUCUAUCUUAUACAUACAUGUAUAUUCCCCUUUUCUAUCGUCUUCUCUUCUCUGUUUUGUUUGCAUUAACGAUUGUUGAUUGGCGUUACAGCCCUGCCCACCUCUGCAACCAAAUAUCUUUUUACUGAAUGUGUUUCCACGAAAUUGUCUACAGUUCAAUGUAUGAUUUGCUGAAAGCUUGCUGCAACAACAAAACAGUUUAUUAUUGAUAUUAUUAUCAUCAUAUAAUAUUUAUAAUACUGCUUGUUACUUCAGAACUGUCGGAAGGAAGUGUUAUUGUUAUCAAAUUCCCGGUCGAAGCCAUUCCACUUACGUUGCCUCAUAAAUACCCUUAGCGAAGGCAUGAGCAUCCUAACAUCCCGUUUUCUCACAACUCCUGUCAAUCUAAGACGUUGUUCCACUCGUAAAAAAAGACUCCAGUUUUAUUAUAUAGCGAAAUACCAAUAUUUUCUUUAAUUACAAGUUUGAAGUUACCACACCUACCCACCGGAGAGAAACACGCACAUCUUCAUAUACAAAGAGAGAAGUAAUUUCCAACGAUCAAUUUCCUGUUAUUUUGGACUUGGAUUUAAAGAAAGUAAAAAAGAAAAGAAAAGAAAAGAAAACAACGCCUUUGCUCUCAUAUGUUAACAUUCUCUAAUAGUUGAAACCCUACGGCAGCAAAGAGAACGAGUGAUUGAGUGGGCAAAAUUAUUUGUAACUAACCCCUCAGCAAUAAGUUCAUCCCAAGGGAUUUUACAGUUUUGGUCAUCCAGUUAAGAAACAAGUCAAUACAUACUUCAUCGAACAAACCAAUAACCAAACUGUCGUGUUUUCCCUUUCCUUCUGUCAAACGUCUAAAUUCAAUCAGAAUAAGGGUGUGUUGUGUUGUAUCGUGACACAAGAUCCAGUAAUUGUAUAUAUACACACAGACACCCACAUGUAGGCUUUUACGUGCUUGUAUCUCAAUUUCAACAGUGUGCUACACACACACAGGAGUACAACAGGAUUUCAUUUUGUUGUGUGUGUAUAUAGUAGUAGUGGUGUUGGUGCCGUAAUUCGUUGGAAAUUCAUUCUCAACGGAGACAAAAAGAACCACAACAAAAAAAAGUACAAAUUAUAUAUCACACUAGAAAAAAGACAUUAUGUCAUUCUUCAGUAACUUUAAGAAAAUCUUCCGCCUUAGUGGUGCCGACGACGAUUUGAAGAAGAAAAAGAACAUUCAUCCAUGUAUCAAAACAGAUGUCGACCCCAAACUAUACUGGGAUAUAAUCGGCGAGUUGGGAGAUGGAGCUUUCGGAAAAGUAUACAAGGCCCAGAACAAGCAAACUGGAGAAUUUGCAGCAUUGAAGAAAGUUGAGAUAAAGACUGAAGAGGAUCUUGAGGAUUUUACUAUUGAAAUAGACAUCCUCUAUGAGUGCCGGCAUGAAAAUGUUGUUGCUCUUCAUGAAGCUUAUUUUUAUGAUGAUUUUCUUUGGUUGUUGGACUGCAGCCAUGUUGAGGAAUCAUCUUGAAGAGUUUUGAUCAAGCAUAUCGACCCUAGUACUUAUUUUUCUUUUUUAAGUCUGAUACUUAUUCUAUCGAUCUUAUUUUUUGAACUGCUAAGUUACAAAGAUGUAAGCAAACCAACACCAGUUGUCAAGCAGUGAAGGAUGGGGCAAAGACUCAAACACAUAUGACAGGCUUCUCCACAGUUUUUAUCUACCAUAUUCACUCACAAGGCAAUGGUUGGCCUGAAGUUAUGGGAGAAGACACUUGCCCAAAGUGCUCUGCUGUGGGACUGAACCCAAAAUCGCAUGGUUUUGAAAUGAACUUGUUAACCAAAUAGCUAUCCCUGCAUUGAUAUUCCAUGACUUAUUAAUUUAUAUUAUUUAGAUAAAUGUUACAACUCAUUACAUUUAUCACUGUAACAUUACUUUCUAAUCCUUUAUUUUUCAAGCUGUACACUGAGGCCUUCUAAAACAACUCACUGCAUUUAUCUCUUCUACCAACCACAGACUAUACUAAACAUUAUCUUCAGCUUGUCCUCAUCUGACUAGCACUCCUCUCUGAACUUUCUUAUUCAGAGUUUCCUUUUUAAAUGCUAACUGGCAACAGCUUGUAUUUGAUAUCAACCAUACCAACCUCACAGAGUUGCCUGUAAUAGCCUAGGAAGAUCUGAAAGCUAGUGGCACUUUCUAGCUUCUUCAGACUAGCUAUUUAAAGUAGAAUUUAGUGAAGAAAAUGAGAUUUUUUAGAGAUAUUAUAAGAGUUAGCUUUGGAUUAUAAAAAUGGAAAUUGCUUUCUAAUGUUCAUUAUGUUUUUGACUAAUUUUCUAUCAAGAUCUAUAUGACAAUUCAUUUUAUGGUUUUGGUAUCUUCAUAGAUUCCACAUCAAUUCCUCUUUAUGGUUAGGAUUAAGUGAGCAUGAGUACCUGCUCAUACCUUGUGAACAUGUGUCACCUUUUAUGCCAGUGUCUAUUUAUUAAGAAUAUAAAUGAUUAAUUUCAAAGCUACUUGUCCUUUUUUAUUGUGUAUUCUCCAUGUCUUCACCCAACAUGCAUCGUUUGUUUCUAUGAUGUAUUUCUUUAUUCAUGGAAGAAUGAACUAGUGACAGACCUUUGGAAUAGUUACUCGUCUAACCUGCUCAGUGUCACAGCUGAAUUUCUCUCAAUACAGUCUACAUGACCUUGCUAGAAUGCCACUAAGUUACUCUUCAGUUGACUGCCUUCGUUUCAUAGGUAUAUUGACAGUGUCUACUCAAUAAAAUAAGACAAGCAAUAACAAUGCAUGCAGUGAUGCUACAUGAACUAAGUUUGAAUAAAGAAUGGAGUACCUGUGGUUGGAAUGCUUUUGUUCACAGGUCUGCUCAAUCAGCACUGAAUUAAACAAUAACUACCUUCUUAGUAUUGUGUAAAGAUGAUGUUUUUGUAAAAAUAUAGAGCACUUUUUAUACACUGGCUAAUCCAACAUAAAUAUAAUGCUGUUUAUACCCAGUUGUUCUUUUAACAAUUAGUGUUCAAUUUAUUCUUGGGCAAGAAGUGAACUUUUUUUGUAACAACUUUUACUCUUUUGUUACCAUAUUUUUGUUGAAAAUCUUUGUUUCAAUUAAUUUUGAAAAUAAUAAAGAAUUUAUAAGCUGGUGUUUGCAACAUAAAUUAACAUGGAAUUUUGAUGGAAGGUUUUAAGAUCACUUUAGAACAGGAAGUUUCUGUCUUAGAACUAGGAGUUGUUUUAGGCAAGUUGGUGUCAGAAGCAUUAAUAAAACUGUAAUGUAAGAUGGUAGUAAGGAAACAAGCUAGUUAACAUAAAUUAGCAUGGAAUUUUGAUGAAAGGUUUUAAUUCAGAUCACUUUAGAACAGGAAGUUACUAUCAUAGAACGAGGGGUUGUUUCAGGCAGGUUGGGGGUUAAAAGGUUUAGGUAUUUAUCUGUAAUGUAAGACGGUACUAAAGAAACAAGCUUGUUUUAAUAUGACACUUGUGGAAUUGUUUCCUUGUAUAAAUUAUUAAUAUUUUGUAUUAGUCAUGGUUUCACUGUUUGUUCUACUUUAAUCUAACUAAUUAGUUGUAUUUAAAACCUAUCUAAUGUUUUACCCCCCUGUUAAUCAAAAUAUGU